Molecule: messenger RNA, 22795 nt
Organism: Caenorhabditis auriculariae
Lineage: Eukaryota; Metazoa; Nematoda; Chromadorea; Rhabditida; Rhabditidae
Source: the annotation of a GenBank genome assembly
AUGGGAACAGCCGUUUAUUUAGCACUAUGCUUCGGCAUCGUCCUCGGCUCGGCCAAACAUCAUCAUGCCUUACGUGGUCGGUUUUUCGUCUUUGUUCACUUCAUUUAAUUAUGGAAGAUACAGCUUUAAUGAUUAAAAAUCACUAAAAGGGUGAGUGAGUCCUAAAAAGUGAUCGAUGGAGCAGACUUGCUAACUUUCUGCAAAAUUAGAGAAAUUUAGUCGUUUUUUCAAAUUUUUUUAAAAUCUUGAUGCCUUUUUAAAAUUAACUUUUGAGAACCUCGACCACGUUUCAAAUCAGAAUGUGCAGCUAGGUUGAAAUGUUAAGUUGAUGAGUGUAAUUGCGUUUGAAAUAGAAUAAAAAGUUUCAGUGCAAAAAUUGUUUUUAAAUUUUUUUAGUUUGAGUGAACUAUAAUUGUUAUUAUAUAAUAUUUAUUUAGUUUUUUUCUGCCUAUAAAUCCGUUUCAAUUUUUUUCACAAUGCUUGAUGACUGAGGUGAAAAAAAAGGAAAAAAAUAUUUCAACUAGCUAUUAAUUUUUUCUCUAACUGUUCAUUGUUUUCUAGGUUUUUUUGAGAAUUUGCAUGGAUUAAUUGUGGAUUGAGAUUUAAUCAUCAUCAUUUUUCAGCGCCUGUUAUCAACCUGCAAGGAGCCGAAGAGCUGAUCGCCGUGGUCCGCGAAGAUGAAAACAUCAUUUCGACUGUUCCCGACUUCUCCAUUGUUGUGGAAACUGGUUAGUUUUUUUCUCCUUUAUUUGACUUCCAUUAAUAUUAUAUAUCAUUUCGUAUAGCUUUUAUAUAAUUCCCAAACUCUUGCGCUUGCCAUUUGAAGAAAAGGAAAAAAAAAAAUUAACUAUGCGUCGAUUGCCCUUGUUUGCCGCGUGGCUCUGCGCCUUUAAUUGGCGCCAUUAACGGGACGGAGUAGGCGUUUCUCUUUUUUCGGGGGAAAGAGUUGAAAAACUGAAGAUUGUUGGAAAAAGUGUGGGAAAUGGACCAGGAUGUAGGGUCUAGUUCAUUUGAUUGGUCUGGAGUUUUUUUUUUGUUUGAGAGAAAUAAUUUCCUGCUUGGUUCGAUGGUUGGAGGUGAUUCAGCGGAACGUUUCAGUCAAGUUGAAGAUUUGAUUAGAGAAAGUAUAGAGUUUUUUUUUGAAAUUCUACGAAAAAAAAACUGCCGAAGAAAGAAGGAAAACGGUUAAUUUGUACGAAAAUGAAAUUUUCAAACUUUUCCAAAAUUCAGAGUUUUCCUUUCUUUUAAUCAAAAUUCACAGGAAUUUCAUCCUAACCACUUCGAAAAUGAAAAAAAUUCAAAAAUAAAGGCCUUUUGAAAUCGUAUUCGUGAUGGUAAGACUGUUUUCCACUCAACUUUUUGACUUUCUUGAAAAAUUUUCGAAUUUUCAAAUUUCCGUAGUUUUCGAUUAAAAAAAAUUUAAAAAAAAGAUUUUUGAUCAAAAACUUGUGUAGAGCCUCGCAAGCCAUACUUUCAUCUUUGCUUAUAUUUUUGAAUGUCAAAAAACUUUUCCGAGGUUUCUUUUUUCCAAAGUUAUCGAUAGAGCAACUAAUCUCCAGGCGAAAGAGCCGCCUUCUUGAACAAUGCCAUAAAUCAUUAUUGGGCGUCGGGUUUUGUUUUGUUUUGGCUCGACUUGGCAUGGAAUGAUAGACAGGAAGCGGUCGAGUGUGAAUGGGGGCUUAAGUGCGUGAUUCACAACAAUCGGGACGAGCAAAAGCGUCGCGGGGAUUACUUUCCUCGUCGUUUCGUUCCUUUGCUGUCGAGAAAAAACGUGGCCUGGAAAUGGCAGCCGUCAUUUCCAACUCACUUUUUUCGCGCUACGGGAAAGCUUGGAACUUUGAAAGAUCGUAGAAAAAAUGUUUGAUACUAACAAUUGGAAAAUAAAGGAUGUAUGGUAAACCUAUGAUGAUAAGAAAGGGAUGAUUUUUCUUUGAACCAGCUUAAAAAUUUUUUCCAUUAGGCGCAGACUGGUUUUGCGCCAUUUGGGUUUAGGCUGAGUUGGAAAAAAAAUGAGCGUUAGGGUGAAAUUUUUCUCUAAAUCAAAUAUGUUGUAAAACCCGACUUUUUAGGAUUUUAUUUUUCGAUUGAAAAUGGCUUCCAAACAUUUUUCAUUUUAUAUGAUUUAUUUAAGGGCGCAGGUAUUCUGUAAAAACUUAGUUAAAACUAAAAAGAGCUUCGAAAAAUUUUUUUUUCAUUCUCAAAGAAGGUUCUGUGCUAUUUUUCAACACUCGAGAAACAAUUUUGAAUAAUUUUUGAACAUUUUUGAUAUCAGGAAGUUUUUUGAGCGCUUAUUGAGAGCUGCGGAGCACGUAGGCGGCUCCAAUUGAAAAAUAAUCCCUUCUACUGUUAGGAUGGGCUUCUUAAGGAUCGGUUUAUUUUAGCGAUUCAAAAAAAAAAAGGAGAGUUUUUUAAUGUCUUCUCAUGGUAUAAGCAUGAGAUGAUUCUGCCUUGAGUCAUUGAAAAGUGGGUCCUGGCACGGUGAGAAAAAAUGAGGGAUCAUCUAACUGAUGGAGAUCACAGACAGUGCCACACCCAUGCGUGAAUGGACUUUAUACCGGUUCUUACUGAUUUGCUUCAUUUAUUUGUCACUCAAAACACGGUUUUCAUGAAAAAAAAAGUGUUUGGAAAGUUUGGGGAAUCGUUGGGGGAAACAGCAAACUUAAUUUUGAGAUCGAUGAGAAAUGGGUAAUUAUUUCCCCCUGGAAAACUUGAAAAGCAGUGGUGUUAAGUAACUGAUUUUAUUGAUCUUUGUUUGCAGGACCGGUGUGCAGUUACCUGGUGACGUCACCCGACAACGAGCCGAUUCCUUUCGAAGCUCAACUCGUUGACAAAACCACUGGCGCCGCCAUUCUUCGUGUUAAGGUAGAAAGAAAGUUUGAACUUGAAAAAACUCAAUCAAAAUUUGAAAUUUAGCCACUUUCGGUUGAUUUUUACUGUUAGAAUAUUCAUUUAAAGGGCCAAAAUCUGAAGAAGAAUAUGAAAAAAAGCCAAUUUUUCAGGACGCGGCCACCCUGGACUGCAAAAAGCCCGAGUACAACCUUCAAGUUCAGGCCGUCAAGUGCGAUAACGAAAACAUUCGCAGCGAGGCGUUAGUUUUUUCUUCUUCUCCUUCCGACAAACUCUCGGCUUAUUAACGAGGCAAAAUGCAAAUUGGCGCGACUUAUUUGCAAUCUCGAAGGGAUUACGGUAGCCAACAAGAGUUGUUACAUUGGAAAUUACGGGAAGACGCGUAUUAAGUGGGGCGUCGAAUAAUUUUGCCCCUUCUCGACUUUUCGGAUUGAGUGGGAGGGGAUGAGAAUCUUGUAAGGGGUUAGAAAAGGCGAAACCUUCGAUGAACUUGGAAAAUGGUUGAUCUGGAUGAGUCCGAAAGAAGUUUUAAAAUAGAAUUGUACGAAAAAAGGCCUUUAAAAGACCUUCCUAGCUCCUUUUCGUGACUUUUCAGCCGAAAGGUUUUUUUUCAAUUCAUUUUAAGGCGUGGAAAAAAAGAACUUCAUAGGAAGUCCCAGGAAAAAAAAAAGAAUAAAAAGCCGAUGAAAGAUCUUCUCUAGCUUAAAAAAGAAAAAAAGUCUCUUCUAGCUUGAAAAAGGUGCACAGAAGAACUUUUUGCACGUUUUUUUGAGCUCAAAAAAGGUAUUUUCUAGCCUUUUAGGAUCAUUGAAAUCAGUAGAACUUCGUCCGAGUAAUUUGAAUAAAUCAAAGUAUUUUUUUCCGAAAUGGAGACAUUUUUUUAGUUGUGUUCAUAGAAAUGAGAUUCAGAAACUUUUUUUCAAAUUUUUAUUGUUUUUUUCUGCCAAAUCAAAGGAUGAUCUGUUCGAAAAAACGGAUCAAAAAUCAUGAAACUUUUUUUAUGUAUAGUUUCAUUAUGAAAAUUAUACCUUCAGAAAAUUUGAAAGUUUAGGUUUUUUUAGAGAUAGAAUGAGGUCUUCAACAAAUUUUUUUAAAAGGUAAUUUAAAGUUUUUUUCUUUCCAAAAAAACUUCAUUUGUCACUUGAAUCAACCAAAAAUGACAAGAAUCUGUAUAUACCUGAAAAGGAGGACAAUCACUUUGCAGAUUUUGAAUCAGUCAGAAAGCCUUGAAUAUGUUGAUUGGGAUGAAAGAGUUUCAGAGUUUCGUUGAAAGUCCGCGUGAAGGACACCAAUAAUCACGCGCCGGAGAUCGAAAAUCCCUGGUACACUUUCCACGUCGAGGAAGGUGAUUUUUUGAAGUUUAUCAUGGAAAAUGUAAUUUAAAAAAAGGUGAUGAGCAUAUUAAUGAGAGAGUUUUUUGAAAUGUCUUUUUAAAGCCAACUUUUUCAGUUUUUUCCAUGAAAUCAAAGCUUUGGAAAGCGACCAUAUGAAUAUUUGUGGAUACAGGAAAAGUGGUUGACAUGAUCGGCGUGCUGAAGGCGUCGGACAAGGACUGUGGCCAUCCCUUCGGGGAAAUCUGCGAGUUCGAGAUCACGAAUGGCCUCAAGGAGCUUCCCUUCGCUAUCAACAACAAGGUGAAAAUUCAAAAAAGACCGAAGAAUCCGGUUUUGAAUUGGCCUUGUCAGGAUUUAUUUUCCUCCUGUUGAAUGCCAAAAAAUGGGCUUCACUGAGUAAUCCGGUGCUCAAAAGUCACUCCAAAUAUCCUACAAAGAAAUUCAUUUUUCUUUUUGUUUGGGAAUUUCUGAAAAUUGUCCGAAACGCUCCUUGAUGUACCAAAAAAAAGUUCCAAAAGUCUCAACCUCCACAAAUUCCUAGUUGUUCAGAAAACUUGUUUAAAGUCGAAGAAAAUCUCUAAUAUGAGCAAUACUGAGCGAUCGCAAGUGAUGGGGGUUUUAAAAAUUUAGAAAAUUGUCUAACAUCUUGUGUAAAAGUUUGGUGGAGAUUUGUUGAUUUUUUGCCGAGAUAUGGAAUUUCGAAGCUUUUAACCGUAAUCCUUUAAGCUACCGUAUCUCAAAAAAAUUAGCCGAGUAAAGAUAUUUUUGUUUUUUUGUGUAAAAUCUUAAAAUUCGGGUUUUUUGAAAAAUGUUUGAUUUAGAUAAAAGUUAUCGUAACGGAAUUUUUUUCAAAUCAAUUUUUAAAAAGUUAAAAUUUGCGCCCAGCCUUACCAACGCGAUUCCGUUAAAACAGGUCAUUUUUUGACUUUUAGCCCUUAUUUUUCGUAAAAUAGAAAGUUAUGCGGAUUGAGACUUUCAAGAUUUUUCAGGUACAUCAAGAAGUGUCCUGACCGAUUUUUUCAAAAUUACCAACCGCAGAAUAUAAUAACCUCUCUUGUUGGUGGAAAAAAGAUAAUUUUCUGGAUUUCCAGGGAGUUCUCCGCACAACGCAGCCUCUCAACUACACCCAGAGCAAAUCCUACAUUUUGACCGUUGUCGCGAAUGAUUGCGCCAUGAGGUUUUGGAACGAAACAAAAUUGAAAAGCCAAUGAAGGCCAUUUCAGGAAGAGCAAAAGCGCUCUGGUGACAAUCCAUGUUGACGAGAAGUGCGUCCAGGGCGUCAAUGGCGUCAACGAGCGGUGAUUUUUCGAAAUUUUCAAGAUUUUUAGCCAAAAACUCAUGAAAUUUGACUAUUUGAUUCGAAAUAAAAAAAAUAGGAAGUCCAUAUUUGUUUGAGGCUAGACAGAUUUUCAUGCCGUUUUUCAUGGUAAAUUCCGCAAAAUUUAUAUUUAUUUCUGACUCUCCGAAAUUUUUUUAUCUUUUUUUCAGUCUCUGACGGCAUUUUUGUAAUUUCGCAUCACUUUAAACACGGCAUUAAUUCUGAGAAUGGAGGAAAUCAUGAUUUUUUUUUUUUUGAAAAAACUUUUUUUUCCAUCAAAAAAAGGCGGAAGAAUCUUCGAUUCCUGUCCUUUUUGUUGUCCGAAAAACAAAAAGAAGUUUGAAGGAAAAAAAUUCGCUCUUGAGCAAGAAAAAUUCAACUUUUUUUCGUCAAAUAAGACGUUCCGAAAAAAUUACGCAUAAAAAAAGUAUUUUUACCUUCAUUUUUUUCUGUUAUUUUUCCGCAACUACAAAUGCCGAGCUUGUGAUUGGAUUUUAUAGGGAAAAAAAUUAAAGUGAACUGAAAAUUUUUUUAGAUAAUAAAAAAAUUUUUUUGCUUUUUCACGCGCGAUUUCGAAGCUUCAAUUUGAACUUAUUUUUUUAUAUACUUUUGAACUGAAACAAAAAAAGUCAUGUGAGAAAAAAAUGCUCGGUUUUUUUAAACGAGAAAACAAAAAAAUCUUUGUUUUUUUGUUUGAACCCUUCGAAUUUUUAUUUUUGAAAAACCGGUAAAAUUUGAAUAAAAUCAAUUUUUUUCUCAUGUUUCGAUUUUCGCGAAUUGAAACGGCGUGGUCGCAAUCGGAAUGGCUCGUUAUAUGUAAUAUGUGUUUGAGCGCAAGUCGCUUCGGGUCGGUCGCGCUUUGAAUCAACUUCUUUUUCACAGUUAAGAGCUGAGCCAUUCCAAAUGCGACCAAAUUCGAUUAAUUCCAAUGAGGAGCCAAGCGCUCUAGCCUCUUACCUGAAUGUUUCUCUUUUUUAUUCAUUCAAUUUUUUUCCUGUUUCAGGGUCAACUACAACCCUGGAAGCGGCAGUAAACUCCUUCUGCCCGACGUCAACCUGGAGUUCUGCGAAACUGUUGGAUUUAUUUCUGAAUUAUGAUAGAAGUUUCUGAAUAUUUUAGGACGCCGUCUGCGAGCCGAAGCACGUCGAAGCUGUAGUUGAACUUCGAGCUGGACAUGUUACGCAAGGCUGCGCUCGUGAUACCGUCUACGACAACCAGACCAUCCAAUCGUGCGCCUCAGGAUUUUUCAGAUUUAGAAGAAGUUGACUUCAGAUGCGGGCUUUCCCCAGCCACGGUCCGACUCCUGAACGAGAAAGAAAUCGAGACUUCGGCUGAGAAUCACGUCGUCGAGAUGGAAGGCGUCGAGUUCGACGGAACUCGUGGCGUCGUCGUUGCUGAUGACAAGUUCAAGGGUGAUUAGGAAUUUCUUCCAAAUCACUCUUAUCGGAAGUUCUUCAGGUCUGAUUCCGGACAAGUUUACGCUGAGCUUCUCGAUGAAACACGCCGCUGGAACCAAGGAACAGCAGAACAACAAGCAGAAUAUUCUCUGCGAAAGCGACGACUUCAGUCAGUAUUCGUAACACAGGAAAUAGUGAAAAAAAAGGAAUUAUCUCAAAAAAUGAAGAAUAUUCGAUAACCGGCUUUCCAACGUUUGGAAACCACAUAGAAUAUCUCCACGGAGUUUUGAAAUUUUUUUUUUUGUAAGUUAAUCUGUAGCUCCGCCCGACCUCGGGAUUUUUCAACUGUGCUGUAGGAUGGCACUGCGCGCAAGGCGUUUUUUGUCGGUUGCGUUUGAAAAGCUCGUUUUCUAGAUGCGUGUUUAUCCAUUCCAAGUUAAAAGUAUGAUAUACGAAAAUUACUAUCGAAAGAAGAGCACGACUAACUUUUUUUUUGCCAUCGGGAAAGUGUCUAUGUAAAAAGUUGAUGGUUUUGGGUACGAUUUUAAAAAAAAUCUAUCUGUGAGGUGUUAAGAAAAAAUUGUUCGAGGUUGGUAAGAAAAGCUGAAAACUGAACUUGUAAGUUCCAAGCGAAUUUCCUGUAAUACUGCAAUAACUGCAGAAUAAUAUUUAUAUUAACAGAGAAAUCCGAAGAAAAACAGAUUUUCCGUUUUUUCCUGGUCAUUUCCGCGAAAUUGGGCUGUAGGAUGGCGCCGCGCGCAAGUAUUGUUUCGUCCGUUGCGCUGAAUAUUGAGUUCCGUGAAAAGUCUGUUAACCCGAUGCAUUUUUCCAUACAACAUUGACAAUGCUAACACUGUAAACUAACGGAAAAGCCCAGAAACUAAGUCUUUCAAAAUUUGAAGCAACCCCUCUGAAAUAAUCUUUUUCUUGACAAAAAGCGCGAAGAAAAUCAGAUUUCCAGUAUUUUAGUCUUUUUGUCAAUGCUCUAAAUUAUACAAUCGAUAAAUUUUUUUUUAUUCCCAAGUGAUUUUCCUUGACACUACGUACCAAAAAAGCUUUGUCUCGUUUUGGGAUCUAUACAGACUUUCCCAGAUCCAAAAGUUCGACCGAACUCCAACAAGUUCUUCUUUUAAGCUGAACUUUGGGGAUUCAGACAUGAACCGCCACCACUUCUCGGCCUACAUCCGCCAUUGCAAGCUCGAGGUCGUCCUCCGCCGUGAAGCCAACGCCGCCGCCGACUUCCGAGCUGCUGAAUGGCGAUGGAGCAUGCCUGAGGUGCCGAAUGAGCUCUCAGAAGAGAGAAAAAGGUCCGAUCUCAGGUGUGCGACAAUGAGUGGCACUCCUAUUCGCUGCUCUUCAACGGAAUCGACGAUGUCAGCGUGAUGGUCGACGGGAAGGCUUUCAAGGCCGACGAACGGAAUCCGGAGAUCCUCGACGAUUGGCCGCUCCACAAGACCAAGCAGCUGGUUGGUUUUUUUGAGAUAAAAGAGAAGAGAACUGAUUUUUAAAGCUUUAAUGGCGUUGAUAUGUUUAUUUUUCGUCUACAAUUUGAAGAAUACAAAAAAUCAUAAUUAAAAAUUUAACUUUACAUGUACAGCUUCUCUUUGUGAUUCCAAGGGUAUAUUCAGAAUUCAUUAUUUUCUAUUUUUAUUUUUAUUGAUUGAGGAAAGGUCAUUUAUCGACUUAUUCAAAGUCACUUUUCUGAAAAAUGCGAUUUCGCAGAGUAAAUCGUUAAAUACGCUAUUAAGAUCAAUAUUUAAAAAAAUUUCGAACUCAUUUUUUCGGCUUCCAUUCGUCUACAAAAAGAUGAAAAAGAAGAAAGGUCUUCAAAAAAAUUCGAGUUUUUUUCAGGACAUUUUUUUCAGAUAUCUGUCAUUUUCUACUAAAGAAAAAAAGAAAAAAAUUCUGAUCAGAUUUAUAUUUUUUUAUUAUUAUUGUCCUUCCGCAGAAGACGAAACUUGUGGUCGGAGCCUGCUGGCACGGACGUCAGCAGCAGAUGGCGCAGUACUUCCGCGGACAGCUCUCCUCGAUCUACCUCCUCAGCGGAACCGUCGAAAGCCAAAGCGCGAUCAAGUGCGCCCACACCUGUCCCGAACAGCUCCAGUUCACCGGCAUCGAUGAACUUCUCGAGGGACAGGUUUUGAAUCAACUACAUUGGACUGAAGAAGUGUAAAUCCUACUUUUUAGAGCGCCACUUUCUCCCCUGAACAGACGACGGUCACCUUGAAGGCUGGAACUCCCAAGCAGAUCGCCCAGAUGCUCAGAAGAGUUUGUUUUAUUUUUGUCUAGGAAAGUGCGCUCCAGCGAGAAAAUAUCGCUGAGAAGACCUCUCUUUCGGAGGUUUCUGUGAAUUUCUAGGGAUCACUUAAGAGUACUGCCACCGCUAAAGUGGUCACUAGAUUUGUCCGGUUUGCGUUUCCAAGGUCCAAAUUCCAGGCCCUAGACUUGAAUGAAGAACCUAUUUUUGAAAACAUUUGAAAAGUUCUGGCAUUUUUUUAAACUUGGUUGCUCGUAGAAUGGCUCUAAGCGGCGUGGUUUGAGUAUCCUAAGGAUUUUCCAUGUCCCUUUGCGAAAGUCGCUUUAGGUCGGGCGUAUUAGAAACCGCGUUGCGCACAUUGAACCAUUCCACGUGCGGCCAAGAGUUUCGAAGUUGGGAUCGUUUCCGAGUGACUUGGACGAUUUGUGAUUGAUACAUUUUUUUUUAGUUGCUUUCAAUUAGUUUUGAAACUGGAAAAAGUCGAAUUUUGCACCGGAAUUCGUAACUGAAGGUUCCCGCUAAUACUAAUAUAUUUUCCAUCCAGAAAGUCUCCAAAUUUCUUUUCCGAUUUAUCUCAAAAAAUCUCCAAAGUGCGUGCAAUCGCCGCCGAAUAAACUAUAAAGAAUUAUUGUCCUGCUCCACUAAAUAUUCAGAAUAUUUGAUGCGCGCGAGCUUAUAAGAAACUUGAGAACCUCCCAGGAAGUUUUCUUUUUUUUUGGAAUGGCAUAUUUGCCCCGAGGCCAACCAAUUCUGAAUAGCAAACAUGGCUUGAUUAAGUCAAAAAGCCGAGAUUUUAGGUCGCCUACGUCAAUACCCAAGAAAAGCCGACCCCCGGACACAGGACUUUCCAUGUUUCCACGGAAGUCACUUGCAAACAAGACGAGAAGAAGGUUUUGGGAGAAAAGGCCGCAUUUUAAAGACGUCCGACGGGUUCAGAUGAAGCUGCAAGACGCCAAGGGCUACGUCUUUGUUCAGCAUGUCGCCGUGCCCACCUUGUCCAUCUCCAGCUCGUCGGUUCUGACGUCAUCUCAGCACAAUCUGAAAAUCGGGACGGCCAUGGUCCCCGACCUGCACAUCACCGUCAGCCAGGCCAACGCCGGUGAGCAUGGGUUCUGGGGGAAGAAAUAGCCGCGAAAAAUAGCUCUCAUUAAAAAAAAUUUAAAAAAAAUGAGCCACCCUGAUACAGUUUAUAAAAAUAGCCGCGGAAAAAAUAGCUGCAUUGAUAAAAAAAGAAAAAAGGGCCAAGAAGAGGAAAAAAAAGAAUCUGUCCAAAAAUCAAAUUUUGCUGCCCUUUUACCGUUUCUCUUUCGGUAAAACUAACCGGACACGCUUCGGACGUUUCUGAGCCAUUCUAGGGAUCACUUAAGAGUGCACAUGCUACUUAAGUGGUCACUAGAAUUAAUUCAACACGUCCAAAGCGCGCCUGGCUUGCCUUACCAAGACCCAAUUUGAAAGAAGUAUGAAGAUAGUUUAGCAUUGGAGCAUACAUUCCAAGCUCCUUACGGUUUUUUUUUCCAAUAUUUUCAAUUCUAAUCGAUAGAACGACGUUAUUUUUGAUGGAAAUCUUCAGAUGGCGAGAUCGAAGACGUGACGACGCAGCACAAGCUCGACUACUGCAAGAUGCACCUGCGGCCGGCCCGCGACAUGGACGUCGAGUACUUCUCCUCGCCGGCGUCGCUCAUCGCGUCGAUGAACAUCGAGUUCGAACACGACAAAGACGUGAGGAGCGGCUCCAUCAAUUAUACAUGAAUGUCCGAGGAGUGGGUGGGAAACGGGACAAGUUUCCUCUUUUGGAGACGUUUCUGACAAGUCUUACCACUUCUUAUGUAUAGUUUGGUUGGAGUAGAAGAAGGAGGGAAAUUUCCUUGUUUAGGGGUUUUUCUAGAAGCUUAAAGUACUUUGCAGUUUGAGAAAAAAAAAGUUCCAGGGGAAUAUUUAUUAUUUUGAAAAUGUAUGUGAGUUUUUGUGGAGAAUUAUAAAAGGAGAAGCAAAUUCCGAACGUCAAGUUUUGACUUGCAAUAAAUGAAAAAUUUCUCAAAAUUUUCCGGCAAAGUUUGUCCAAAGUUCUCAAUCAAAUCAUGAGAAGUACGUUUUUCCUAUUACAAAGAACUAAAAGAAAUAAAACCCAAAGAGUUUUUUUCUUGAGCUUCAUUAGUUUAAAUUAUCAUUUGUUCCAGGUAAAAAGUUUUAUUUUUUUCUAAACGAAUGAUGAAUCACCACUAUUGAUUUCCAAUAACUUCAAAAAAAUAAUUUAAGGUUGGGCUGAAACUGAAAUAAUAAAAUUGUGAGUUUUACCUGAAAAAGUUUGAACUUUUGAAGCGAAUUUUUAAGAUUUUCUGAACUUUUUCGAGUUUUGAAAAACUUCAGUUUUGGCAUAAAUUGGAGUCGUGAGAUCUUUCAGAAAACAUCUAUCAGAAAAAAAUUUGAGAAAUUCUCAAACUGAUCAGCCAAAUUUCAAUCAGCAAAAAAUUGGAGUAUUAAUUUUUCCUUUUCUUUUUUUUCCUUUGGAUGAAAAUCCCGAAAACCUCCACUAUAUUUCUUAUUCAUGCGCUCUUUUUUGCAAUUGUGUGUGGCUGGUUCCGGCUCAAAUUUCCGCUUAUGCCUCUCAAGCAUGUGUCUGUUUACUUCUACUCCAGCUCCCAAAAACUUGGGCCCACAUUUAGUUUUGAGGAAGCUCUCAAUGAAGAGUGAUUCAUGGCCCAAAAGUAUUGGCAACACUUGAUAUCCCCCGGAAAAAGAAGGCAAAAAAGCAAAGUCGUCAUUCGCUGAGGGCCAGAAUUCCUCCGGGACUGGUUGUUUUCGUGAAAGUCGGGUUUUCCAGUUCGAGCGGACUUUUUCGAAAUGAGACGGACUUUAUUUGGAAUCGAAGUCUCGAACUAUUAUAGUUCAGUAAGGCAAAGCUGAAAAAUUUUCGAACAAGGAUUUUUUUUCCAAGAAAAAUCUCGAAAGAAGAUCACAAUCAGACGUUAGUUUCCAGAAAUUGAUGAUAAAAAAUCUGAAUUUGUCAUUUUUAUAGUAAAAAUGGUGAAUAGUUGGAUUUUUUUAGAUACUAUUUAGGAAGUCUAGCUCCUAUGAAAAGAUACACGAGUUUCCUGUUUCAAACUUUGCUUUGAAAAAUAAUACGGGUUUUAUUUAUUUCCAUUCAUCUCUCUCUUUGUGUCCAUCACUUGUCUCCUGAUUUCUUCACAGAUGAUGUUUUUUUGUGAAUGAAAUAAAUCAUCAUUAUAAAAAAAAUAAGUGUAGCGGCUUCAGAGCUCGAAUCUCGCUUGUGCCUCAAAAAAAAAACCGCCUUGAUCUUCAAAAAAGAGCCAGCGGCUAAUGAUUUGGAGAUUUUAGGCGGAGCCGUUUUGAGUACAAAUGAAAAUAAAACAUUUAUUUAAAAAAAUUUCAAGCUAUUCAAAAACGUGAAAUGAAUCGAAAUUUGCAGGGAAUCCUGCUGCGUGGCGAAGAAAGCAUCCAAGGCUACAAGGAGGUCCUCUCCAAAGUCCACUACUUCAACACCCGGCCGGAGUCCUACAACAAGCGCGUCUACGCGAUCCAGUGCGCCAUGAUGAAGGGACGAGUCCUCAGCAACGAACUCGUCGUCACCGUAAGACUUUUGGGUUGGCUUAGUGGUUAGGGAGCCGGAUUGGUGGUCAGAGGGUCACGGCAUCGGCUCCGCUGUAGCUUCAUUCACCGUGAAGCGCUUUCAAUUUUAUUACUUUUGAGAGUGGUUGACCUGAAAGUCGUCACAAGAUCAUGUUAUCCAUGCCGAUCAUGGAAAGAUCUGAAAUCUAGAUUUCACAUAAAAAGUGGAUAGGAAGAUCUAUGAGGAAUUGUUUCUAGCUUUCAAAAGUGUCUAGUAUGAAAUAUUCUUCUUCGAAAAAAAAGUGUUCAGAAAAAAAGAAUAGAAACAAAGAAUACGCUUAGAAAUAGACAAAGGCAAGAAAAAGUCCGAAAAAAGACACUGAAAGAAAAUUUUUGUGUUUUUUCAGAAAGCAGCUCUCUAAUGCUUUUUUCACUAGGACAAUUUUUUAAAAAUCGAAAGAUCUUUUGGAUUUUUUUCGUGUUAGACAGACCUUAAUAUAUACUUUCUUUUUUUGAUAUUUCAUCUUGAAUUCAAUUUCCUAGAACUCCUCGAGUUGAAAAUCAUUUUUCUUUAAACCACAGGAUGUACACUAAAAAAGCUGGAUUUUCAUCAGAAAGUGUCUAGGAUUGAAUUUUGUUCCUGAUAGUAUGAUAUAUGUAAUUUUCCGAAUUUUUCAAUCAACUUGCUUAAAAACGGCGUCUGCACGCACUUUAGACUUUUCCCCUUCUCGGAAAUUCUCUCAAAACAUUCCCUUUCCAAGAAUGAUCGAGGACAAGUAGAUGUCUUUCCCAGCCGAAUAAAUAAAUGAAUUGGCUACCAAAGUUCGUUGUUUUUGGCUUGUUCCGGAGUGAUCGCCGAGGCCUUCGAAGACCGAGGCUUUUGGUCUCUUUUCCGUCGGCAAGGCGUGUGAUUUGGCCAUUUCCUCGCAACAAACACACGUCCUCACGCGUUUGAAUUAAUUGCGAACAGCGCCAAUCUCGCCUUCAUACCGUAGGAUUUUCCUUCGUCUUUUAUUUUUCCGCUCGGCGACGUCACACGUUGAAGCUGGAUGACUCCGCGACGAGGAAUACGAUACAUUUUUUGAAAGGGGUUUUUUUUGAAAAAAUUAGAGAAAAAGCAACAGGUUUUCAAAUUUUUGAAGAAAGUUCAUUCUCUACGCAUUUGAGGUUCAAUUGGCUGACUUUAUUUUUCUCAAAAAAUUGAGAAAAUUGAUUUAUAAAGCAUAUGUAAAAUCUACCAGAAAUCCAAUUUUUCAAGAUUAAAAUUUUCUUCAAACCAUUUUCUAGCUUAAAAAUUCGAGACGCUCUGGUUCACAAAGUUCAAAUUAUAUUUGAGCACAUUAUGCCGACAAAUUUAUUCAGUCAGUUGCCCGGGGGACGAAUUAGCCGUGGAGCGUACUAUUUCUGAAGUUUUAUGCGGCUGUUUUGUCCCGGUCGUUUGUAGAAAUUUCAAAGAGGCACUAUUUUCGGUUAAGUUGUUCCAAGAUGUUCUGAAUUUCAAAAAUAGCCCUUCCGAACCAGUUUCAAAUUACAUAGUUCAGAAAGUUUCGAAAUCCUAAACGUUGGCCGCAAAGCGAACGCCUCCUUUCUGUUGCGCCGAAAGAACCCGGCACAAAAAAGAAGGAGAAGAAGAAGUUGAAGAGAGUUGAGAAAAGGAGCUUAGCCCCGAGCCUCGAUUUAGUUUCAUUCGGUGGCCCCCGCCAUUCAUCGAUUUCGCCUCCGGGCAAAAGUUGUCGGCCCUUUUUCGGCAGUCGUGGGAACACCGACCAUCCGCUUUUCAUCAAAACUCCUUCUUUUUCCUUCUCCUUUUGACCCUCGACGUCGUCUUUUUUGCCCCACAAGUACAUCACUUCCCUUUCAGUGAAGACCCCAUUCAAAAAGAGAGAAAAAAAACGGAGAAAGCUCUCGAUCCUGAAGAAUUUCAAGCGGCAGUGUGCUUCCGCCCAAUUGGAAAUUCAGAAGAAGGACGAUUUUAGUCCGAUCUUUUGUUUAAUACCGGAUUUCUUGAUCUUCUCUUGGUGAAUAGAAUAGUCGAGUGGCUCUAAAGGGUUGAGGAUUUUUUGGAUUUUUCUCGAAAGGAGGAAUUUUUUCCGGUUUCGUUUUUGAACAAUAAAAGGUUACAUGGGGGUAAGUGAUCAAAAAAAUCAAAUUUCUUUCGAUAUAAUUUUGUGAUUACUUUUCCGACAUUUUUUGAGAUAUUAGACUAAAAAUGUUAGCUUUAAAGCAUCUCCCUGGCACAAAGAAUUUUUUUUCAAGACUUAUCGAUUAUUCAGUUUUUUUACAUCAUAAAGGAACAUCUAUACUUUUUCCUUAUUCAUUCAAAUGUUCCUUCUGAAAGCUUUUUUUGAGUCGAAUAUUUGAUCAUAUCACGAAUUGGCGUGCCAAGUUUGAAAAAAAUAGCGCUUUUUUUCUGAAAAAUAAAGAAAUAAAAAAAUUUUUCAAGGCAAAAAGGAAUGACCUUGGCUCGAUUUUUCGGACCCCUGCCCUCCAAUUUAAGCUUGAUAGCUUUGAGCUUUGCAAGUUUUUCAAGCCGUGAUAAUAAAUAAAUGAAGAUAGGAGUUCCCAACUUGUCCGCGACUAUACAUAUUGAGAACUUCCAGCACGCGGAACAAGAAAAAGUUGAUUCUCCUCUAAAGACCUUCACGGUAGAAUAACCAAGGUAUUUUUGGGCAGUAGACGUAAUCGAGAAGGAAAAAGAGAAGAGAUGAAAGGCUUGUUUUCACAGAUGGGUGAAUCUUUUCCAGAGGGAUGGAGAGGAGCUGAUGAGACCCGCCUGAGGGCACUCAAUAAGCAAUUGCCUUCGUUUAUCAUCCUCCUCGGGACGUCCGAUUCUUCCCCCUUUCUUCUUAUUUUUGGGAGUUAUACGGAUUUUUAUUUUGAUCAUUUUUUCUUAGGUUCUGUUCAGAGUGAUUUCGCAGAAUUUGAAACAGCCGUCAUUUUGAACACGGCCCUAGUAGGGAUGCCUUAAGUAAAGAUUCAAAUAAAAAAAUUUGAUCCUAAAAUAAAGUUUCAUUGUUUUAUUAGGUCCAUCUGAAACCUUCAAGCUGUCUAAUAUGAAGAUCAAGUUGCAAUCCUGGUUGUAUUUUUGGAAAAAUUCGUCAGUAAAAUAUUGUUUUUUUCUGAAAAUAAGUCGCAAAGAGGCACAUUUAAGGAUCGACUUGUAAGUUCUGUACAACUUUUCGUUUGUAAUUUUGAAAAUCAGAUAGUUUGGAGUAGCAUUAUCCUUAUAGUUCUGAAAAUGAAAAAAAAUACAAUUUUUUCUAAAUAAUAAUAGUAAUAAUAUUUUUUUUCCUUUAGUCUUGUCCAAUGUUCUUCAAAAAAAUGUUUUUAUAAAUCUCAAGCCAAACUUUGAAACAUUUACAUGAUCCGAAACGGACUUCCCAUUAGCUUUUCACAUUUGGCGAAAGAGCAAAAGUUGGGAAAUGGCGUCAGUUUUUCUUUUUCUCUUUUGCAAAGCAACCUUUUAUUCAUAAGUCAACUUUCCUCCUCGUUUUCCGCCAUUUGAGACCUCGUUUUACAUCAGUCUUUUUCAGUUUUUACCCUCAACUCUUCAAAAUCCAUUCUUUCUCGAUAAGGGCUCUUCAUAAACAUCUCCUAUGCAUCGAAAAUCUUCCAGGGUUCAUCAUUUUGUUUACUCUUUGUGUUGACAAACUAAAGGGAUUAAUACAGGAGUGGAUGUCCCCCCGGAGGAAACGAAAAACAAGUCGUCAUCACUGCGAAAUUAAUACUCGAUUCAUAUUUUGCUUCUUCAAUUUUUUCCUUCAAAGCAAAACAAUUUAUCCAGCUGCAUUCAAAAGGUCAUUUGCGCUCCAACGCAAAACAUGCCGAAGAUGGGAAAACGCAAAAUAUUUGUCGACAAGCUUCUUUUUUGUCGUUUUGCUCUUCUUGGGGGGGGCGAACCUGUGACCUUCUGAUUCAUAACCUGGCGUGCAAUCCACUUUACCAUCUUCUCAUUGAUUAUUCUCAAUAUUCUGAUUCAGAUGACGAUCGAAGGAGCGCCAACGACGACGACGACUACAGAAGCGCCGACGGUCUUCCUCAACACUGGCGAUGGAACUUUGGAUUCGUUGGAACUCAUCGAACGUCAUUUUGAGCCCGAAUUCGACCAACUCGGCAGCUCACGUCUUCAGGUUUGUAACGGAAAGGAAAAAAAAACGCCGAAAAUGCGACAAUGAACGAAAUCACAUAUUAGAUCAAGCCUGAACAAAGAGUUAUAAAGAAAGAAGCUAGAAAUUGAGUUUUUUGUGGGAUUGGUCCGUGGAGCGCUCAUCUACGGAAGUUUCAGCUUAAGAAAAUCAGUAUUUUUACUUUUUUCGAGAGGUCUGUGAAGCGGAAACGACUUUGAUUCUAGAAAAAAACUGUUUUUAAAAAAAGUUCUUUUUGGUUCCAAUAAAAAAAUCAUUUUUUUGAUCCAUUAACACGCAGAGGUUUCGUCACUGAAGUUCCGUAUCAAAAGAACUUCAACUUUUUUUGGCUCCAAAAUUUAAAAAAAAUCAGUUUUUUUAUGAACCUCUUGUCAAUGGAGCGCAUAUGAACCUCAAUUAAAUCAUUGUAAUCAAAAUAAACGGCUUAUUCAGCCUCAUCUUCAAACCUGAAAAACUUACUCAGAACUUCUUCUUGAGAUUUAAAUCUCAAGAAAAGGUUUUUUUUCUCAUGCUGAAUAAGAUGAAGGAGAUAUUUUACCUCUCAAUAAUGUAAACAUAACUUAAGGACUAUGUAGCUAAAUUUUCCUUAUUUUUGGAUACCCAUUAUCAAAAAAACAAUUUUAUUCGAACUUAUAUAAAGCUCAAUUAUAGUUGGCAACUGAUGCUAGUCUGUUUAUUGUGGAAGAUUGAAAAGUUAAAAAAAAAACAGAAGAGGCCCGAUUUCUGAACCGAAAUUGCUUAGUCACUUCUUCUUUUCAAGAACAAUUAUCAUUGGAGCUAUUUUUCUACUAGGAAUGAGCCCAAUUGAAGAUUUUAACUAUCAUAGAUGCUGCGGGAGCUCACACCACCUCAUUUGUCCAAAACACAAAAAAAUGAAUGAGAAGCUCAAUUUUCUGAGCCGCGGUUGUUUCGUCACUACUUCGCUUCCGGACCCAUUAUCACUGGAGCUCUUUUUCCCCCACUAGGAAUAAGCCCAAUUAGAGGUGCUAACUCAGUGGCAGACGGCGGCGCCACGAGGAAACGAGGCCAAUUUGGAGGCCUCUCGUGUUUCCCUUGAGCGGUUUUCUGAGCACGGCUGAGCUCAGCGAGCCAGGAGCAAAUAAUUUCGGGCUUGUGGGGGCGGAGCCUCUCGAGAUUCCGUCUCGAUAUUCGUUCCUAGCAGUUGCACCUUCUUUUUUUUCUCUUCUUCUUCGUCUCAAAUCUCGCCUCCGCUCCUUUUAAGAAUAUCGGAAAUUAUGAAGUUUGGACUUUGAAAAAAAUCCAGAUUUUUUUAAGAUUUUUUUACACCGUUUAGAGUUUAAGCUCAUUAUUUGUUUUUUUACUUUUUGAAAAUAAAAUUUGUCUUGAAGGCCUUAUUUGAAAAGUUCAUGAAAAUUCGAAAAAUUCUGAAAACUGUCCAUAAUCGUUCAAAAAAAUUUUCGAAAAAUAAGUAUUGAUUUUUUUCUCAUUGGUGAAUUUUUUUAUAUAUUUUUAUCAAAAAAAUCUUGAUUUUUUUGGAUAAAAAAAAUAAUAAAAAAAUAAAAAGACAAUAAAAAAAUUAAUUUAUUUGAAAAUGAGGUUUGACAAGCGAAAUCGACUAAUUUUUGAAAUUUUUUCCCUCGGAAUGUGGGCGAAACUACCUGAAUAAUUGGAUUUUGUGAUCAUUAACGUGUGAAAUUCAACGUUUCCGGCAUAAUAUUGCAAGUUCCUGGUUUUGAAGUUUUUUUUUCAAGUUACGAAACAUUUCAGUAAAUUCAACGAAAUUCUCUUGAUUAUUUUGUUUUUGAGCCGAAUUUUUUUUUUGAGAAUAAUUGUGUUAUAUGAGCGACUUGAUCAAAAUUAAAUUGCUGCUUUUAAUUUGAAGUUUUUUUCGUUUGACUGAAACCGAGAAGGUUUUUAAUUCGAUGGGUGACGUAAUUUCUGAAGUUUUCGAAAAGAAACACACAAAGAUUCAGGAAACUUUUUCGAAAGCUAUUUUAGAUGAUUUAUUUUUUUGGAGAUGGCUGGGAAAGUUUUUUAAAGGCCACUAUAGAGACUCGCCAAGGACUACUUGGAGAGGACAAGUGGUCCCUCUAUAGUAGCCACUAUUUUCCGUUUUUGUGGCCACUUCAGUAGUUUUUCAUCCUCCAGUAACUCUGAUAAUUUUAAAAGAAACAGAUUGGACCAGUUAUGUUGAUCCCAUGACCCCUAAAGUGGCCACUCAAAUUUUUUGUGUUCUAGUAGUAGCACUUAGACCCCAAAAAUGGCCACUAAAUUUCAUCCCCUUAGUGGCCACUAAUUUUACUACUGCAGUGGCCACUAAAAAUUUUCCCAGAACUAAAAUAAUCUGUAUAUUCAAAGAAAAAUGACCUUUAUGAUUAAUAAUUGAACUUUUCUCAAGUGACACUCUCUGAAGCUUCACCCAGUCGAUCAGAAACGACUUUAAGCAAUUUUUAAAAUUUAAAAACUUUCCAAUAAAAAGGAUCUUUUUUUAGCUUUUAUAUUUUAAAUUACGAACUGAUUUAAACCAGUUUUUCACCAGGAUAAGGAAGAAGUGGAAGGAAAAGAAAAGAAAAAGGUCAGACUCUCGUAUGAAAGUGACAGGCGGAGAGCGAAUUCAAUUAAAAAAAGAAGGGGCGCGAGCUUUCGAGCCCUUCUGACCAUCCUCGGGACGCCCCGUGCGCAAAUUAAAACCCUCUGUUUCCGUCCGCUUUUUCGUCUUUUUUUUUCUUCCUUCAGCCUUUUCUUGCUCAGAACUCGCGACUUUCCGUGCUAUUUUGGUGUCUCUUUUGGUCAUUUUCAAGCCGGGUGGUGUGCCUUUUUCAGAUUCAAUUUGGGAAAAUUGGAUUUUUUUUUUGCCAGUUGCGAUUUUUGGUUUUGGAGGAAUUUCUUAGUAUCAUUGGGAUUUGGUUGCUUUCUUAGAAGCACCUGCGUUUUCUGAGUUAUCUAGGAAUCUAGGGAGCAGGUGUUUUUCAUCAGUUAUGAUCCUGGAAAGGCGGAUUCGAUAAUUUAAAGAACUUUAAAAAAAAUUAUAUUUUUGUGACGAUUCAGUCAGGUUUCUACGGUUUUGAAACGCUUUUUUCUUCUGCGGUUUUGAUUUCUUUACUUCACUGUUUCAAGAACUGAUUAAGAUGUUGUAAAUUUUAAAUUAUUUCAAUCAAAGAGGUCUUAUGUUUUAAAAAAAUGUUCAUAUGAUAUUUCUCUCGUUUACUGUUUAUUUUCUCACUUCAAAACAUUUUUUUCUCAAACUAUUUUUUUUUGGUCAAUUUGAGUUCUCAUUCUUAAUUAAUUUCAGAACAUCCUCGAAAUGGACUUACCGCGACCCAAAGCCCUCCUGUCACAUCACGGAUACGACGUUGGUCAGGGAGCCAUUGCCGGUUCGUUUUCAUUUCAAACAAAAAAAUAUAUUUCCAUAUUGAUUCCAUACGAGCUUCUUCUUUAAGUUUGGAGGCUUUGUAUCCUCUAAAAGUUGUUGAAAAGUUAAAAAUCUAGACUUUUGCGCCUCAAAAUGUUUCCUUCUAUAUUCUUGCAAGGCUCCUUAUUCUUUGAGAAAAAAAUUCAGAAUCAAGAACAAUUUUUCAGGAGGAGCCGUAGCAGUCGUUGUAGUCGUAUGCGUUGGUUUCCUGUUGGUUUUGUUGGUUAUCGGAGUUUUGAAAAUGCGCGACACGCCCCUCCCACGACGAAGAAGGCAAAAGCGCGUUCAGGUAAUCGAUAAGUUUUGAACCCUAAAGUGAUCCCUACAGAAUGAAAUUUUAUGUUUUUGAGUAAUAGAUAAAACCGUUUAAUGAUUGAUUGACUAGUAAAUUUUUAAAAUACUUGAACUUUGGAAGAAAAUUGAUUCAAGAACCAAGAUAACACUGAUUUAUAAGGCUUUCGAAGAUUUUUUCUGAAUCAGGGAAUUGAGUAGUUCGAUAGAGCGCAUUUGUAAGAUAUUUCUGAAUAUACUGGUCAAUUAACUAAGUGAUUUUUUUAAUUUUUAUAAAAAAACGUCUUUUUGGCUGGAAACACUACUUUUUAUGCGAGAAUUCGAACUACGUAAAUUACAAAAAAAUUCGUUAUAAAUUAACUUUUUUUAUUUUUAGAAAAUGUGCAGUUUUGGAGUCACUUAAUUUUUAAGGAAAAAGAUUUUUCCGAAGUUCCUAAAUUUCCUCUGUGAGUCUUCGAACCUUCAUCAAUGUCAUUUUUUCCUCGAUUCUAAAAAAAACCAGAUGAAGUUUAUUUGACCUACGAGCGUUUCUUUUCUGUUUAUUUUCUCACACCGAGCGUUUUUCUGAAGUUUAUAACUCUUUUUUUCUUUCCAGAGCGACGGAGGCUUGCACUGGGAUGAUAGUGGGAUGAACAUUACUGUGAAUCCUUUGGACGACGUCGAGAAAAACGAAGUCGUCGACGAGUUCAGUGACGAGGAGUCCAGCGACGGGGAAAGGUAGGAAUUUGUGUUUUUGGAGAAUCGGUGUGGAUUUUAUCCUGAAAGCAGAGUAGUUUGAUCAAUUUCAGAACAGAAAAAAAUAUUUAAAAAGUAGAAUAUUUAAAAUUUCAGUUCUAGUCACCUUGCCUCAAAACAAAGAAGAAAAACUUUUUUUUUGAAUUUACAAGUUAUUUUUGCGAUGAAAAAGAAGGCCCUUGAGACGUUAAGAAAAAAAUACAGUCCCAAUUUUUCAAACAUUUUUUUGAGAAUUAAUUAUCAAAAUUUGGUACAAAAAAACUGAGGUUUUUUUGAUUGAGAAAAAAAUUUGAGUUUUUUUCGAUUCCCACGUUCACUACUGAAUGUAGAAAAAAACUUUAUUAUUUUUUUCUGAAAAUUCAUUUCGACCAUUUUAUGCAUGACUCAUUUCCCUGACCUUUUUUUAAUUCUCUGUAAAAAAAUUUCGAACCACUCAAAAAGCAAAACAAAAACCAGCGCAGACUUUUUCAAAAUUGCCCUCCUCAAUUAAGACGGAUUACUGUAACGGAACCUCGAGACCACCCAUCCGCCCACCUUCGAAAUCAACUGACAGAAAUGAAGAGACAUAAUUAGAAGCUUUUUGCGGCGGGAAAUUGGCCCAACUUAUUUUCUUCUCAAAAUUGAGCCAAUUUCGCUCUGCAGACUCCCAUUCAAACAUCACGUGAUGCAGAGAAAGAGAAAAAAAAAUUGAGAGCCCAAUUUUGUGAAAAAAAUUUUUUUCGGGUUAAGAAAAAGUUUUAUAAAGAACGAAGAUAACGUAGAAAUGUGAUAUCCAGCACUGGAAUUAAUUUUUUGUUAAAAUUACGUCAAUAGGGUACAAAAAAACAAAAGGGUUAUGAUAAAGUCGCAAAAAAAUCUAUAAUUUUUUUGAUUCAUAAAAUUUAAAAUUAUUAGUUAUAUUCCCGGCGGCUUUCAGUACCUCUCUUGGCCCAAUGAUAUUACGUUUUUUUCAAAAAUCUGAACCUUUUCAUGGUAAAGAAAUUUAUAAGAACUUCAGAAAAAAAAAUUCUAUUGGAAAGGGAGAAUCCGAAAAAUAAAAAAAAAGAGACAACAAUUCAAUAAAGCUCCAAUUUUUUUCUUGUUUUUUUAUUAUAUUUUUUUCGAAGAAAUUUUUUUAUGUUGAUUGUGAAUUUUUUUAUGGAUUAUCCAAAAUUAUCUAUUUUUUUCUUUUUAAUUUAUAAAAAAAAUACUGAUAUCGAUCAAAGGCUUAAAAAAAUGAGUUUAGAAAAAAAUCAAGAAUUAGGAAAGUUAUUUAAAUUGUAAGUGUUUUCGUUCUCAAAAAAACCCCGGUCAUAAAUACCUGCAUUUUUCCGCCUUGUUUUUAUUUUUCAUUUUAAAAUCAAAAAACUUUAUCUAGAAAUAUCGAAGUCUCUCUUUUUCCAGCGACUGCUCGUACCACGACGACGAGGAAGUGUCGGACGAGGAAGAAGCCCCGGAGGUGCUCCCCCACCUGGAAGGCAACCAACGGGCCGGCCUCGAAUGGGACGACGACGAGACCCUCCCGACCAACGCCCGCUCCUACCGAGUCUGA